AUGCCACUUCCCGUAGAGACCACCAAUGUCCUGCGACAUCCUGAAGGCCCAGACACUACUCUUCAGGUCGGCGAAGGCACAUACAUUUUGCGAGACGAGAUACAUCUAGCUACCCCUCCUCCGCAUCCAGCAGAGGUUACAGCUCCGACCUCCAACCCUCUUGUCACGAUACCAAUAGCCCCUACAGCAGGCGUAAAGUUGUCACUCGUCACGCUGAACUCUCACGGUGCCGCUCCACAGUUGUACCACUUAAACAAUAACAACAACACUACGUCCCCUGGUCGUAAGACCUACAGCAUUCGAGAAAGUGAUCAGGAGGGACGAGCAUCAACCGAUUUUGGGAGUGAUGUUGCCGGACGCCUGUCUACGGAAGGGAGCAAUAAUUCCACACCGGCAUUUGGGGAGGGCAAUGUCGCUCUACUUGCAGCUAACGGGAAGGAGGCGGUGAAGCGGAGGAAACCCAAAAACAAUAUCGUCAAGAGCAAUUCCUCUUUUGUCUCACGUGUCAUACCACAUGAUGCAUUAACAAAACGGUUGAAUGAGCGAAACCCGAGCGGUUUGUAUGCAUUCGCCAACAUCAACCGAGCUUUUGAAUGGCUCGAUCUAUCCUCGGAUCUGAAGGCAGAGCCUUUGGCAAAGAUACUCUUCACAAAAGCGCACAUGCUAUGUCACGAUGUCAACACACGCACCAGAGAUUCUGCCCAUAUUGAUGUUGUCUUGGGCUCGUCCGCAGGAGACAUCUUAUGGUAUGAACCAAUGUCACAAAAGUAUGCCCGGAUCAACAAGAAUGGUGUUAUCAACAGUUGCGGUGUGUCGCAUGUCAAAUGGAUUCCAAGCUCCGAGAGCCUGUUCCUUGCCUCGCACAUCGACGGAACCCUCGUGGUAUAUGACAAGGAAAAAGAAGAUGCACCUUUUUUCGCCGACGAGGUGAUGCAGGAAGAGAACAACGUUUUCAUCAACGAGGACAACACUGUACUGAAUGUCAUCAAGAGCGUCAACUCCAAAAAUCAGAAGACGAAUCCUGUGGCAUGCUGGAGUGUGUCUGGUCACCGAAUCAAUCAGUUCGAGUUCAGCCCAGAUUGCAGGCAUCUUGCAGUGGUUUCAGAGGACGGAUGCUUGAGAGUCAUCGACUAUCUAAAGGAAAGGUUGAUCGAUAUCUAUCCGUCAUACUAUGGUGGCUUCAUCUGUGUGUGCUGGUCUCCAGAUGGCAAGUACAUUUUGACUGGAGGACAAGACGAUCUAGUGUCCAUCUGGUCGCUGAACGAGCGACAGAUUGUCGCACGAUGUCAAGGACACCAUUCUUGGGUCACAGCAGUUGCAUUUGACCCUUGGCGUUGCGAUGAGAAAAAUUACCGAUUCGGAAGCGUUGGGGAUGAUUGCAAACUAUUGCUGUGGGAUUUCAGCGUUGGCAUGCUGCAUCGGCCCAAGGCGACGCAUAUCGCAAGGCAACGAGGCAGCAUAUCGGCUCAAUCAAUAUCGCUCCAGAGACAGAGAACGGGCAGCGUCGUCACCCUCCCACGACUCCGAUCCGACUCAAACCGGCUAUUCUAUGGGGACCCGGCAAGUGACGAGGUCCUGUACCACCCGGUUGAGCCUCGCGCAAGGACCGCGCAGCUCCCUCCUGUCAUGAGCAAGACGAUUGACGACCACCCGCUCUGUUGGCUGGGAUUCGAGAAAGACUGCAUCAUCACUUCAUGUCAAGAAGGGCACAUUCGCACGUGGGAUCGACCGAGAGAAGGCGUCAAUGGCAGUCAGAUUACGCUUUCGGGAAUCAAAGCAUCUUAG
Molecule: messenger RNA, 1785 nt
Organism: Endocarpon pusillum Z07020
Lineage: Eukaryota; Fungi; Ascomycota; Eurotiomycetes; Verrucariales; Verrucariaceae
Product: catabolite repression protein creC
Exons: 6
Coding region: 1-1785 (594 amino acids)
Biological process (GO): carbon catabolite repression of transcription
Cellular component (GO): cell tip; nucleus; cell division site
Molecular function (GO): protein binding
Source: RefSeq, a predicted model, not a curated record